Molecule: messenger RNA, 2283 nt
Organism: Malania oleifera
Lineage: Eukaryota; Viridiplantae; Streptophyta; Magnoliopsida; Santalales; Ximeniaceae
Product: homeobox protein knotted-1-like 3
Exons: 6
Coding region: 343-1839 (498 amino acids)
Biological process (GO): regulation of DNA-templated transcription
Cellular component (GO): nucleus
Molecular function (GO): DNA binding
Source: RefSeq, a predicted model, not a curated record
CUUCUCCGCCGGUGACCCGUCACCUUCUCCGCCGGUUCCCCACCCAGAAAACCACUCCCCCACCCACCUCUCUCUCGCUCUCUCUCUCUAACGCGCUACUUCUCUCUACUUUCUCUCUCUAACCUUCUAUCUACUUUCUCUCACUAAACUGCUUUUCCGAAGCUCCUUCCUCUCACGUUUUGUAGUAACUAGCAAGUCAUAUCACUCUCUCUCUCUCUCUCUCUCUAUUUAUAACCCUCUCCGUGUCUCUCUCUUUCACUGGUUUUGUUUCUCUCUCUACUUUCUCUCUCUAGAGGUGGAGAUGAGACUGUUCUCGUGGGGGUGAGGCGGCUAUAGUUAUCCAUGGCGUUCCACAAUCAGCUCUCGCAAGAGCUCGCGCUUCAGCAUUUCUCCGACCACCACUUGGGAGGAGAGAACACUUCGGUUCUACGAACUAUACUUCCCGACCACCAUCAUCUGCCGCACUCGUCGUCGGACGCCGCAGCGAAGCCGCCGGACCACCACCACCACCAGCCGCCGCCUCAUCCGCAGCUCGGCGCCGGGCCCACCUGGCUCAACAACGCGAUUCUCCGGCAGCAGGGCCAGUACGGCGACUCGAAUUUCCUUAACUUGCACACCACGUCUGACUCCGCGGCCUCGCAGGCCUCGAACCAAUGGCUCUCGAGGUCGAUUCUUCAGAGGAACGCCAGCGACGUCGGCGCCAGUGCCGGCGACGACGUGCCGGGAUCGGCGGACUCGAUGAUCGCCGCGGCCGCCACAAUAUCUCACGAAUCGACGGAUUUGAACAACCACAACAACAAUAGCAAUAGCAAUAACAACCAUAAUAAUGAUAGUAUGACGAUUGCCAAUCACCCGAGCAAGGUGAAAAAUAAUGGAGCGGAGAGCGAGGUCGGUGGCGGAGGCAGCGGCGGAGGAGGAGGCGGAGGCGGCGACGGAGUGUUGAAUUGGCAGAAUGCAAGGUACAAGGCGGAAAUCUUGAGUCAUCCAUUGUACGAACAGUUGCUAUCGGCGCAUGUGGCGUGCUUGCGCAUCGCGACGCCGGUGGAUCAGUUGCCGCGGAUCGAUGCGCAGCUUGCGCAGUCCCAGCACGUUGUUGCCAAGUAUUCGGCACUCGGACAUGGGAAUCAGCCGAUGGUUGGUGAGGAUAAAGAGCUCGAUCAGUUCAUGACACAUUAUGUUUUGUUGCUUUGUUCCUUUAAAGAGCAACUGCAACAGCAUGUCCGUGUUCAUGCAAUGGAAGCAGUAAUGGCUUGUUGGGAAAUUGAACAAUCAUUACAAAGCUUAACAGGAGUUUCUCCAGGCGAAGGCACAGGUGCAACAAUGUCUGAUGAUGAUGACGACCAGGUAGAUAGCGAAACGAACUUGUUUGAUGGAAGCCUAGAUGGUCCUGACAGCAUGGGAUUUGGUCCUCUCAUCCCAACGGAAAGUGAGAGGUCUUUAAUGGAGCGUGUAAGACAAGAGCUGAAACAUGAACUGAAACAGGGUUACAAGGAGAAAAUAGUGGACAUUAGGGAGGAAAUUUUGCGAAAGAGGAGAGCAGGAAAACUCCCUGGUGACACUACCUCCGUCUUAAAGGCUUGGUGGCAGUCACAUGCCAAGUGGCCAUACCCAACGGAGGAAGACAAAGCAAGAUUGGUACAGGAAACAGGCUUGCAAUUGAAGCAAAUUAAUAAUUGGUUCAUAAAUCAGAGAAAGAGGAAUUGGCAUAGUAAUCCUUCGACCUCUACAGUCCUCAAGAGCAAACGCAAAAGAGUCGUUAUCAUCAUCAUCAUCAUCAUCAUCAUCAUCUCCACUUGGAGGAGCAGAGCUAAUGUCCAUGAGAUCAUUUCCUUUAGAUGAUUUUGCAUGAUAUUGUUCUAUAUGAGUGACCCUUUUUUCAAGUGAUGUGACCUUUUCUUUAAUAUUCUAAAGUCCAGUGCGUACUUCUGAUGAAAAGUUGGAGAAAUCCUUUUGAAAGGAUAAGAACCAUGAAGGUGUUUCUAGAGAUGAGCCAAGGUCCUGUGUAGAAGAGGAGUGUGUUGCUGUUGAUACUGGUGCAGAGGCUGAGGUUGAUGCUGAAGCUGAGGCUGUUGCAGAGGCAGGUGGUGCAUGUGUAGUCCUUCCUGUUUUCAAAUACCAUCCUGAUCUUCCCUUGUCAUACCCCAUUUGCUUAAGGGAAGUUUCAUUAAAAAGAUCAUAUCGAGUCCUUUUUAUGAAAAACUCAUAGAUAUUGGUAAUAUUAAGAUGAGUAAAAAGAAGAGUAAGAAUUCCUCUGUAAGGAAGAAUGACUCGAUUGGAUUCCAA